UUUUGCCUCUGGUCCCUUUCUAGCCGGGCUGUUGGCUGUGUCUAGCGUUCCUGGGAAGCUCUGGAAAGUAGUAUGUUCUCCAGAAGAUGGGAAUGGUGUUCAGUUCUGCAACUGCUACUGCUGCCUCUCCUGGUGACUGGCAUUCCAGGUCAUUCAGAAUCUGAGACGAUCACCAGGGCCUCCGGCAGCAACGUGACUCUGCAAAGCUCCAAGAAACUGCUCGAUAACUUCACACAUGGCACCUGGUUUUACACUACCAACCAGAAGAUUGUGGAAUGGGACCCAAAAGAAGUUAACUACUUCAACACUAAAUUUAAACACAGGAUCAGACUUGAUAAUCAAAGUGGUGCAUUACAUAUCUAUAACAUCCAGAAAUCGGACAGCAGUACUUACAUCUUGAGAGUAUCAGAGGAGGACGAAGAUGAACGCGAGGUCAAGAUAAUCUUGAAGGUGUUUGAUCCUGUACCCGAGUUUGUGAUACAAAUUGAGACAACCAAGGAAGUGGGUGACAACUGUUAUAUGAAUCUAUCCUGUAGAAUACCAGACCCAUCUGUUGACUACACUUGGUAUGGAGACUCAGGCUCCUUUCCAAAGGAACUCCACAGAAGUGUGCUUGAAGUCACCCUUACACCACAGAACCAGUCCAAGUUUUACACCUGUCAAAUCAGCAAUCCUGUGAGCAGCAAGAACGACACAAUCUACUUCCUUCCACCCUGUACUCUGGCCCGAUCCUCUGGAGUAACCUGUAUUGUAAUUUGGCUAGUGAUCUUGGUACCCACCAUUCCUGUCCUGCUACUCACCUGAAAUGAUUCCUCCAACUCAAGAAGGAAACUUCCAGGCCAGACAAUCUUUCCUUCACCAGCAACCAUGACCUUAGCCAGGACAGAAGCUCCAGCUAUGUGGGAUGAGACAAAGUAUAUUAUUGAAGCUUUUCAAUUAACUUUUGACAACUCAUUAUAUAACCCUGUGCCACAAAAACUUACUGAUAACUUGACUGCAUUAAGAGACUCUUGGAGAGGUGAUUGGACCAUGGGGACCUUAUAUUCAGCGGUAGACCAACCCCUGAUAUUCAUGGCUGAGUGUACUGUUAGAAAUUGGGGCCCAGUUGGAGGUGGGCCAUUGGGGGCGUGCCUGGUGCUCUUCCCCUAUGCACUGAUUCCUGGCUGCUACGAAGUGACAAGUUUUGCUCCACUCUGCUCCUUUGCCAUGAAAUUUCUGCCUGGGAGCCAGCCAAUCAGGCAGUGAAACCUCAAAAAGUACGAACUCGAAUAAACUUCUCCUCCUUUAA
Heterocephalus glaber (naked mole-rat) is the source of this 1288-nucleotide messenger RNA. RefSeq names its product CD48 molecule (gene Cd48). Gene Ontology annotation, cellular component: membrane. The record is from RefSeq and is a predicted model, not a curated record. NCBI's taxonomy places the organism in Eukaryota, Metazoa, Chordata, Mammalia, Rodentia, Bathyergidae.